Molecule: messenger RNA, 873 nt
Organism: Leguminivora glycinivorella
Lineage: Eukaryota; Metazoa; Arthropoda; Insecta; Lepidoptera; Tortricidae
Product: transmembrane protein 216-like
Exons: 2
Coding region: 209-637 (142 amino acids)
Biological process (GO): non-motile cilium assembly
Cellular component (GO): ciliary transition zone
Source: RefSeq, a predicted model, not a curated record
AGCUUGAAAAUAGUACGCCACAAUAUUAGUUCAAUUUUUUGCCACCCGCAAAUAAAAGGUUGUCAAUUUAGCCCUUGCGCCUUGCACCCUCUCCCUCAUUCACUCGCGUUUCCGCUUUCCCGAACGAUAUUGAACGAACUAAAAUUAAACGUCAUUUUCGGCAACCGCUCACUCACUUGCUGCAUGUUUUGACCAAAAUCCGACAAAUAUGUCGAAAAUGACUAACGUAAACUCUAGUUUGGCUUACGAAAUAUUGUUGUACUUGAAUAAUUUUUAUUUGGGCAUGUUUUUCGUGUGCGAAGUGGCCAUUGGGAUCUUGAAAGCGAUAAAUGUGUCGUAUCCAGAGAACGCCUUGCUCACUGAGACUGGUAUUUUCGGCGCCUUGUGUGUUAUUGAGGCAUUCCGCAUAUUUUUGGGGCAGAGAGGAAACUUGUCUAGUAAAAAAGUCCCAGUAUUUUUUUCAGUGCUCCUCACAAUACCUUCAGCUGUAGGAGUUUGUUACUUCCUCAUCUACCAAACCUACAUAAUCCGGCUGGAAUACAUCUGGUGUGCAGUGAUGCUCAUGUUUCACGCCUUAGAGAUGGCCUUCGCCAUUCUCUUCAUGUUUACAGUGUGCAAAAACCAGCAAUAUGAAUAGAAUAAGUUCCAAAGUACCUCAGUGCCAAAGAGAUACUAAAAUUGCCAAAAGCUUAUGGACUGAAAAAGUAACAUUCCAAUUUUAAAAACAGUGGUUUUCUGUUCAAAACAGUCUCUUAUUAUAUACACAUUAUCUAUGAGACAAUUAAAAGAAACUUGUUAAAACAUAAUUAUUUAGUAGUAGUUAGGUAACUAACUAUAUGCUUUAUUAUAUAGCCUAAGUAUUAUGUAAUUUAU